AACCGUCAAGUUCCAUGUUUGUAUCUUGAAAUUGAGAGCAGAGAGAACUCCAUGUUGUAACAAAGUUAUUAACAAGAUACUCCCCCGUUUUAGUUUUCUUUUUUCUUUUUGUUGCUUUUUAGAUUUGUUAUUGUCAUUUUCUAAAAAAAAACAUUUAUGGAUAAAGUAGAUUUAUAGAGUUAAAGGUCGGAGGUAAUUACAAUAUAAUAAUACACAUUUGAAGCAACAGGCUAUACAGGAAUUUCAGAUCUAAUGGACAAUCACUCCACGUCCAUAAUCACCCAGGUUAGCAGAGAUGAAGAGGUCAAUACCCCUUUGCAAGAAAAAGAUGCCCAGAUUCCAGAUUCCUCCUCCUCCUCCUCGAAGAAGAAGAGGAAGAAUAAGCCACAAAGCAGAGGUCUUUUCCACAGCCUGUUCUGCUGUUUCUGUCCGGAUGAGUCGGACCACAUACCAGCCAACAGCAAACCACCCCCCCUGGUGGAGGAAAAUGGAAGUGUCUCAAAAGCAGUGAAACCCCUCCUUCCCCAAAUAAAAAGUCAAGAUGUGGGGAAGAUCUGUGUGCUCAUUGACCUUGAUGAAACACUAGUCCACAGUUCAUUUAAGCCAGUGAAUAAUGCAGAUUUUAUCAUUCCUGUUGAAAUUGAUGGGACAGUUCAUCAGGUGUACGUAUUAAAGCGCCCCCAUGUGGAUGAAUUUUUACAGCGCAUGGGUGAACUCUUCGAGUGUGUGCUGUUCACUGCCAGUUUAGCCAAGUAUGCAGAUCCGGUUUCUGAUUUGCUGGAUAAGUGGGGUGCAUUCCGUAGCCGGUUGUUCCGGGAGUCGUGUGUGUUCCACCGUGGCAACUACGUCAAGGACUUGAGCCGUCUGGGGCGUGAUCUCAAGAAGAGCAUCAUCAUCGACAACUCCCCAGCCUCCUACAUCUUCCACCCAGACAACGCUGUGCCUGUAGUUUCCUGGUUUGAUGACAUGUCCGACACAGAGCUGCUCGAUCUCAUCCCUUUCUUUGAAAGACUGAGUAAAGUGGAUGACGUCUACACAGUACUCAAACAGCAGCGGACUAUAAGUUAGCAGAACGGCAGGGCUGUCUGGAUGGGGAGGGACUGGUGGGCACGGGCUCCACCCCUUCUUCUUCUAACCAAGAAGUCAGAACUACCCUUUUCUUCAUGACCUACCCAGAAUUCCAUUCACAGGAAAAUGUGGCGGAAAAGCUGAGCGGAUGCAAGUUUGGAAAGUGUGGGGGGUGGAGCUGUGAUGCACUUCAGGAAAAAAAAAGAUGUAUAGAACAUUUUUAACACUUGAAUAUGUGUUAUUCACUAUUUUCAGUGUUUUAUUAUUUUAAGAGAUGAGGGUUGGGGGGUGGUCCUGUCGUACUUUUAAAGGAAAAAUAUACUGUAAGAAACGUGACCAAAUCUUCGCAAUCAAUUUAAAAAAAAAAAAAUAUAUAUAUAUAUAUAUAUAUAUAUACACACACAACCUGUGUCGCAAAUUUUGAUAUCACCUGACUUUUAAAAUGGUUUAAAAAAUUCAGUUUUGAAUAUCCUUUUCAUUGCCCGUCAGUUGAUUCUGCUGCUAAAUGAGCAUAUUUAUUGAGAUCAUACAGAAUAAAAUAAAUUAGCUCAGCAUGUAUUCUGCAUUGGUUUUGAUGCAAAUAACCAUACUUGGUGAUGGAGCUAUUACUUAGAUUGUUACUUUAACACAUAUUUUUGGAGACUGCAGGCCUGGAGUGGACUAAAAAGUAAAAUAAUUGGGAGUCUAUUCAUGUCCUUUUGUAACAUAUUUUAUAAAACACCUAUUUGGCUUAACAACUUUUGGUUUUCAGUUUUGUUUGAAUUGCUCAAGUCCACUGAUCUGAUUUUUUUUUUCAUGAAAUGUCUUUAAAAUAUAAAGUACUGAUGAGUAUAAAUCUUGUGCAAGGAGCUGUGGUGUAGUUGCCCCUGCAAUGUGCCUCAGGCUUGCCCUGGAGGGUGGGGAGGUCAUUCAGGAACCAUGACUGUCCGACCUUCAGCCUGUAUGUGAAACUGGUGACAGAGGAGCCAGUAUGUGCCAAUGUGGGCUAUGUUUAGGCUUGUUACUGUUCGAUUUUAAAAAAUGUUGCCAAAUCGACGAUUAAUAUCGACGUUUAUUUUAGAAAGAAUUUACUGGGGUUUUUUUUCAAUCUUUAUUUUUCAAUUCAAGCAGAGAAUGGAUGAUAUCGACCUUUAUGCUUUAAAAAAACCCAGACUUUUUAUGCCAUUGAAAAACUUCUUAUUUAGCGAAACCCCUUUAUCAUAUUCAACAUGCAACUAAACCAUGGUUACCAACAUUCUAAUUGAAAUAACAUUUGGUCACAGCUGAGCUAUACAUUUAAAAUGGUCUCAAACCGUAGUAAACGCAGCAUAUAAAAGUGUAUUACACAGACCGUUAUAGCAUAAAUUUACAAGUAAAAAUAAUAUGCACAGAACAAAACAUUAGAUAGUCGAACAGAACUAACUUGCACUUAUUAUUCGGAGUCUGAGCUCCCCCCUCUCCUGCUUCAGCACAGCCGGACUCAGAGUCACUGGAAGGCAAGGCAGACGGUUUGUCCUGCCGCGGAGACUUCAGCCGUCGGCCAGGGUAUUGUGCACUAUAUUCAUUAAGUGUUUUCUCUUGCGCCCCAUUUUCAAAUCAAACUAGUAACUGUCACCGUAUACCUAAAGCACAAGCUUACGUACACCUUAACCCUCUAAUUUCAAAGUAGUCGCUUUGAAUGACAGGCGUUGUAUCUGGCAAAUGAGAGCAUUCUAGCACUUCAGUCAGCUUCAGCUUCAGUCAACGAGAUCUGUCAAAACAGGGUGAAAUGACAGUAUAACUACAGUACUGAUGGACCACUGAGAUGACUGACUGCGACCCCCCGCCAUUCAGAGCGGAACAGAAAUGGGACAGACAGCAACUAUAAAAACUACACAAACUAGAGAGGAUUGAUCAUUUCUUAAUGAUUAUUUUUGGUAAGAAAAUAAAAAAUAGCAAAUGGUUUUACCGACAUUUAUCUUACAUAAAUUUAUUUCUAUCAUAUUUUUCAGGAAUUUGAUAGUUAACAAGCUUUACCCAUUAAUAUCGGAAAGUAGCAAGCCUAGUUAUGUUAUGUGAUGUGGACAUUUAUUUUUCUACACAUGGCAGCAAAAAGCAUCACUCAUGGUCCAAUUUAGUUUUGUGUUUGUUUGUGUGUGUCUGGGGUUUCUUUUGCUUGAUGUUAAAAUACAACAAAUGGCUUUUGUUUGUUUUCUGUUUUUGUGAGAUCUCAAUAUUUUGGUCCCAGUGUGCCGCCAGACAGAACCGAGAACUAAUCAGAGGGCUAAAAGUGUGAGUUGCGUGAAAAUGGCAUUUUACUAUAUUGCAUGUUAAACCAGCACUGCUGUACAAUAUUGAGGUCCUUAUCUCGGGAUCCCUUGUGUAUCUUCAUUUGUAAAGUUAAGUAAUAACGAGAAGACUGUGUUCUUUAUAGAGUUUAAAUAAUUAUUGUCUGCUGUAUAUUGUCCCACUCCUGUUUCUCUCUUCGGGACCACUAAUAUUGUAUUUUUAUUUUAUUUAUUUUAUUUUUUGUUAUAACCAGGUCUUAAUAAAUAUCUUUAAUUGGUUAAGAAGACUUACAAAGUUUAAAGGUGACACACGCAGAACCAACCAAACGUUUUAUUUGAUACUAUACAUUUAUUGUAGCUAUGGGAACUAUGCUCAAAAUAAUUACAAGGCAUAGAGAGGAAUAAAUAAAUAAAAACAACUAAAUAUGUGUUCUUUCAUAGAAUAUAUUCAAUAUGUUGGUAUUUUUUUUCACUGCUGUAUUAAUGUUUCUAGUAAACUAAAACAAAGGGCUGUGUGUGUGUGUGUGUGUGUGUGUGUAUAUAUCAAUCAAUCACAUAAUUACUGUAUACUGUUUUAGGUUUCAUUUUGUAGCAUUUUGAGGUUUGGCUCUCCUCAGUUAUGGUCUUUUCACAUCAAGCACGUAGCAUCAGAGCGUCAUUGGCGUCAGGUUGCUUUUACAGCAAAAGUGUCAAUCAAUCUGAAGCGCUGUCACUAAACAUAAAAUUUCCUUAAAGUAGAUAAUUAAGUUUUUCGAACCUUCAGCAUUAAGUACUGUAACAUAAAUACUAUCUCAGGAUCACUAAAGUUCUGUGUCUCUUGCAGAAAAAAGUAGUAUACAUUACACAUGUCAUUAGUCUGCCGUUGUGGUGCUAUCAUUGCCACACUCUUUACCAUACGUCAUGACUGUGGAACGUUCAGUGCCUUCCCAUUUGACACAUGCACGGACAUACACUCACAACAAUGACUGCAUUCUUUAGAAUUAUUUAUAAAAUUGUUUGAACACUUCCUACCUGUUGAUACAUACAGCACUUGCUAAUUUAUUGAAACAAAAAAACAGGAUAGCACCCUUUAUAAAAUAAUUAUUAAAUAAUGCUUGCACUUGAUUACUUGCAACUUUUUUGCACAAUACCGUGUACCCUGGUGUAUCCUUCUAACAUGUAUUCCCCGUUCCACCCCAAGUAAUCUGUUAAAAAUAAAUGCAAAUGUUCUCCAAAACUUAACAUUGCUGAACGAAAUACUUUAAACUGCCAUUAAACAUCUUUCAUUUCCUGCAAAGUGUAGAUAAAUGAGAGGUUCAUCUGUUUCUUGUCUUUGUUCAGUCUUCUAUGUUCCUAAAAUUAUUAUUAUUAUUAUUAUUAUUAUUAUUAUUAUUAUUAUUAUUAUUAUUAUUAUUAUUAUUUAUAAUAGUAGCAGUCCUGUAGCCUACUCGGAAACAACCAUUCACAAUUACAAAAAUACAGUAGCCUAUAUACCGUUUUAUUUUGAACACACUAAUAAAAACAAUUAUUUACUAUGUUGAUGUAUAUGUUUCAUACGCUCGCAGAUAAAUAGGAACACAGUCUAUUUUAGACACUGUUUUACACUGUGACUGGUGUGAAAGCCUCUAAGAUGUACAGUAAUCUUUAAAAAAAAAAUGGUUACACUGACGCUUUGAGUCGCGCUUGGUGUGAAAGAACCUUUACUCUUGUCUUGACAAUUGUUUCCAUGGAAACAUUUGUCAUCAGCAGAAAUGUUACCAAGCAGAACAAAAUACUGAAAGAAAGCAAAUACCACAGAAAUACAAACAUCACAGUUAAAGAAUGACUAAAAUGACAUUUUCAUUCUGCUUACUCUUUUAAAAUCUGCAAAUGUAAUAGACACAGCUCAAUACUGGGAUCUUGGCCUGCAAACUUGGCACAAUGGAACACUCCCUAACCAAACUACUGUGUGAUACACUUGACAAAAGACAAGACAAAUUAUCAGUAUUAACAAACACAUAGCUUGUUUUAUUGAUUACCAUUAAUUUAAAAUCAGUAUUCUUUGUUUUCCUCAUGGCACUAAUAUAGGCCUACUGUAGAUUUUAGCAUGUCUACAUUAUUCACCGAGUGUAACAGUCAGUGAAAGUGCCAAUGAAAAGCAAGAAAGCACACGCCCAAAUCGCCUCCUAAAGUUGGCACAAAUUUCACAUUGUAUGAGAAUUGGUAUGGUACACUGUAAUUUGAGGAAAAUGAUUAUAUUGAAAGUAAUCAUAUAUGCAGAGAAUGUACCUAACAUGACAGUCUUGUGCCAUAUGCAGGUUUUCUAGGGAAUAUGUUUUACAUACCCUUGUAUUUCCCUAAAAAUCUUUUUUUGCUCAGUAUUUAUAAAUGUUAUGUUCUCAAGUAAAACAGCAUUCCAAUGUGAAAAUGUCUCCUAUCUUUACCCAUAUAGACCCUGUGGUACCCAUUUGUGUACAUUUUUCAAUCAGUGAACCCUGUCAUAACACGCAAAACAGGUAUCAGUUGUGUUAUAAGUACCGCCCUAGACAGGAUCUUUAAUCGGCUUCCCCUAUGGACUCGGCACAAGGUGCGAUUGCCUGGAUGUGUACGAGUUUCUGGCCUACCUGUCAAAUAAUCUAACUUGUAUUUUUCAGUCAGCGAGUAAGUGUUUUCAAAUUUAAAACAGGAAUAUUUUUCAAAAAAUGAUUGCAUUGCCUCCCAAAGUCUUGGGCAUUACAGGGUUUAAUAAAAGGCAAAUACAUAUGAUAAAAAGCAUAAGCUGGUAAAAACAAUGAAUUAAAGUGUAUGGCUGUUUUUAAUGUUCUGUAACAAAUGUUUAUGGAUUUCAGUAAUCCAUCUUUGGGUCUCAGUAGUUUGGUUUAGUAGCUUCCUAUUGCACUUAAUUACCCAUGUGAAAACAGGCAUGCCCUUUCUGUGAAACUGGAUUAAUAAAUAAUGGGCCCUUAAAAUAUAAACACAAGACAAAAUUGGCAUUAAUAUUUGGAAUACACUAUAUUCUUGAUCUGGGAACACUGAGUUUAAAUUAGAACACAGUUAUAACCUUGUUGUGAACUUUAUUUUAUUUUAUUAAUAUUAUUAUUAUUAUUAUUAUUAUUAUUAAUAAUAAAUGUAUUUUACUGUAUUGAACAUGAACUCUCAUAAAUAUCAUACAGCCUUGAA
Messenger RNA from Acipenser ruthenus (sterlet), 6452 nucleotides. RefSeq names its product carboxy-terminal domain RNA polymerase II polypeptide A small phosphatase 1-like. Gene Ontology annotation, molecular function: RNA polymerase II CTD heptapeptide repeat phosphatase activity. The transcript is spliced from 7 exons. The record is from RefSeq and is a predicted model, not a curated record. NCBI's taxonomy places the organism in Eukaryota, Metazoa, Chordata, Actinopteri, Acipenseriformes, Acipenseridae. The coding region runs from base 253 to 1068 and encodes 271 amino acids.